Molecule: messenger RNA, 2419 nt
Organism: Scomber japonicus (chub mackerel)
Lineage: Eukaryota; Metazoa; Chordata; Actinopteri; Scombriformes; Scombridae
Gene: foxf1
Product: forkhead box F1
Exons: 2
Coding region: 299-1444 (381 amino acids)
Biological process (GO): animal organ morphogenesis; regulation of transcription by RNA polymerase II
Cellular component (GO): nucleus
Molecular function (GO): DNA-binding transcription factor activity, RNA polymerase II-specific; RNA polymerase II cis-regulatory region sequence-specific DNA binding
Source: RefSeq, a predicted model, not a curated record
CACGACAACACACCAACUGAAGUGGAAAGCGGCUCCUGUUCUGCUCCUCAUCCCAUUUCGGACGCUGCGUACAAGGCGACCCGGCAUCAGACUGUUGCGGACUCCAUCAGAAGGAAGAAGUCAGAGUUAGGACAGUCUCGCCUUUGACUUGAGCGUUAAGUUUGUCGACAGAAAUAACGGGUAACUUUUUUUUUGGCUCUUUAUGUCAGUGAGUUACUAUCUUCCCUUGUAGUCUUUAUAGGUGGAAAGGUGGAAAUCAACAUUUUUUAUUUGCCAUUACGAAGACUAAAUUUAACUAAUGACAGCAGAGGUCCAGCAGCCCCCAGCGCAGACGCCUGCCCAGAGCAGCCCGAUGUCUGCUCCGGAGAAGCCGCAUGGACAGACGGCGGUGAUGGAAACCGCCUCCUCCACUACAAAAACCAAAAAGACAAACGCAGGGAUCCGUCGACCAGAGAAACCCCCUUAUUCAUAUAUAGCUCUGAUAGUCAUGGCUAUCCAGAGUUCUCCCACGAAGCGCCUGACGCUCAGUGAAAUAUACCAAUUCCUACAGAGCCGCUUCCCGUUUUUCAGGGGCUCAUACCAGGGAUGGAAGAACUCUGUGCGUCACAACUUGUCCCUGAACGAGUGCUUCAUCAAGCUACCCAAAGGCCUAGGACGGCCAGGGAAGGGCCAUUACUGGACUAUCGACCCGGCUAGUGAGUUCAUGUUUGAGGAAGGCUCCUUCAGAAGGAGACCCAGAGGUUUCAGGCGCAAGUGCCAGGCGCUGAAGCCCAUGUACAGCAUGAUGAACGGUUUGGGAUUCAACCACAUCCCCGAGUCUUAUAACUUCCAGGGAGGCGGUGGGGGCCUAUCCUGUCCGCCCAACAGCUUGUCUCUGGACAGUGGGAUUGGGAUGAUGAAUGGACACUUGGCAGGUAACAUGGAGGGGAUGGGUCUGUCCGGUCACUCCAUGUCACACUUGUCGGCCAACAGUGGACAUUCCUACAUGGGAAGUUGUACAGGAUCCACUGGGGGUGAUUAUCCCCACCAUGACAAUUCCGCCUCCCCUCUGCUCGCCAGCGGGGGAGUAAUGGAGCCUCAUCCCGUCUACUCAAGUUCAGCCUCGGCGUGGGCUCCGGCCCCCUCGGCCUCACUGAAUAACGGUGCAUCGUACAUAAAGCAGCAGCCUCUGUCUCCUUGCAAUCCGGGAGCCAAUCCACUGCAACCAAGCUUGCCUACGCAUUCAUUAGACCAACCAUACCUGCACCAGAACGGCCACAGUACCACAGAUUUACAAGGUACUAUUCCUCGGUACCAUUCCCAGUCUCCCAGCAUGUGUGACCGCAAGGAGUUCGUCUUCUCGUUCAACGCCAUGACGUCCUCGGCGAUGCACUCACCGAGCAGCGGCUCGUACUACCACCAUCAACAGGUCUCCUACCAGGACAUCAAGCCCUGCGUCAUGUGAUGCCACCGCGGGAUAAGCUGCGGGCAAAAGGACGCUGUCACAAACUUGAGCCGAUUGAACUGAACUGCAAUGAGAACAAAUAAGUAAAUGAAUAAAUAACCACUGAGAGACACGAAGGCUUGCCACAGCCCUGAGAGAGCGUUCGCUGCUUCAAGUAAACGGGACUACUUUUAUACUGUUUUACGCACGGAGACUGACAGGCCAAUCACAAAGCAACCACAUAAUAAUAAUAUAUAAUAAUACAAACUUUUUCUCAUGCAAUCAACAUUGACCCGCGGGGUAAAGACUGGGUGUAUGAAACCCUGUUGCUGUUUGGUACUUAGUCCUGCAGAGCGGAUGACUACCACUUCACAUUUUUAUUAAUGUUUAUUCUUUUUAAUACAAUAGGCCAAUGUAAAAAAAAAAAAAAAUGCACACUUCGUUUUCUCCCUCUGAAGUUUUUACUUUUCUUUGAAAAAAUUAGCCUGAUGCUCUUUUCUUUUUUUGGACUUACAUACCAACGGUGUUUUUGAAUGGAACAAUUAUGGAAUUUACAUAUAUACUGUAUAAAAUGAUGAAGGCACUUUUUGAAUAGCCUAUAAGCGCAAUUUUUUAUUUAUUCAUUAGGCCUACAUAUUUUAAUUUCAGGCGAAUUGGCCAUGAGGUAUAUGCUUUAUUGGCAAUAUUUGUCAGAACGCUUAUUAUUUGUUUUAAAAUGAAAUUGUAGGAUAUAUUAUAAGCACUGUUAUGUCGUUUGUGUUAGUCAUGUAGACCAUUCAUUUCAGCACUGUAUACUUAUAUAUUAUUAGGAAAUUUAGCGAGGGUCUAUCAGUGAAGGCUGUCACAACAAGCCAUUUUUAAGAAAUAAAAUAUAUCUCCGGCUGUUGAAGCCUAAAUCCUCAAAAAAAGAGACACAUUUUAUUUUCAUCACACAUUUCUGGGAAAAUGUUUGGGAUACUGCACGCCACAACCUUUUCUAAAUUUUAAGUCCGUAAA